AUGGCCGGCCCCGCGCGUCCCGGCUUCCCCGCGCGCACCAACGGCCGCCUGGACACCUUCCUGCGGCGGCACCUGCCGCCCGAGGUCUACGAUGCUGUCCGCGCCUACGAGCCCUGCAUCGUGGUGUCCGACUCGGAGAACCACACCUUCAAGUACGUGGUGCUGAGCGACCGGCUCGUCUACCUGACGGAGAACCCACCCAAGUCCAUCCAGCGCGUCGUGGCGCUGCGGGACGUCGUGGCCAUCGACCUGAUUGAUGAUUACCCAGAAUUUUUGAGUUCACCAGUUAGAGAAAUCAACCAACACAUCCGUAUCAUCUGUUCCUCAGCUGUGUUGAAAAAAGACUGUGGGAAGUCAAAAGGAGCCAGGAGGCUCCUGUUCCCGUUUCACUAUGCCAAAGCCAAGAGAAAAGUCAAGGAAGAGAAUAACGGUCCUGCCCUUUGGACAGGCAAAGAGCCCAGAAAUCUAAAAGAAUCCUCUCUCAGGUACCACCCAGAGAGCGGCACACCCUCCAAGGACUCUGCUGUCCCUCGUCCUUCAGACCUCAAGGAGCUGUCUCCUCCAGGGCAGGGUGCCACUCGGCCCCUGCCUACCCCCUCCAGGAGGAGCUGCCACUCCAUACCCGCUACUGGCCAGGCCGUCAGAGAGCCAUCUUGCCCCACAAACACAAAAGAACCCCAGGGACUUCCAGAUCACAAAGACUCCUUAAGUGAAAUUCCUUUUAAGUGCAGUGGGAGCAGAAAUGAGUUUUACUUAGGAAAUCCCCUCCGACCUCCCCCUUUACAGAGCGACUCAAACCCGGAGAGAAAGGAGUCGGAACUUCAUCUGUAUGUUAUUUCCACAACCUCUUCAAUAUUUCUGCUCUUAAAAAGUUCGUGGAAAAAUUAUAUUAUAAAAGCUACUCUUUUACAAGACCCCUUGUAUGCUAGUGAGUUCAGUUCUGCUGCUGCGUGUCAGAAGCCAUACAGGUCCGAGGAGAAAAUUAAGCACUUCAGUCAACUUAAAUCUGAACUUUUUCUUAAAGACAAUACUUUAAAGAAGAUGCUUCAUUUAAUCACAGAACUUAAAGUAGCAGCCCAGAAAAACUUCAUUCUGAAAAGGCUUUUCUGGAAAACCAGUGACCUUUUCAGUUUCCUAGUGAACAAACUGCACGAGUACUUGCCGGAAUCUAGGGAUAGGAACGCACUUCAAAGUCAAGGACAGCGGGCCGAUGAGCUGGUGGCAUGCAUUGAAAUUAUUCAGACCCUAGGACUGAUGUUCAGAGAAACAGAAUCUGAGUCAUCACGGCUGAACACACUGGCCGCCAAAAAGGGAACACUAUUUAAUCUCUUGGCAAUUUUAAUUAGUGAGCCUCAGAUUCCAAAAUCUUAUCCUGUGUUUGAUAUGCAGUUGGCGGCCGAUUCAACUUUGGUUGAAAUGUCUUUUGAUGCUAAGUUACAGAAGCUUAUCCUGGAAUACACAGACACAGCCACCGCACUUGUAUAUGAGAUCCUUCUUGUGUCUCAGCAGGGGAACCUUGGAUUGGGUUCCACAGAGUUUGCUAUCAGCUGGGUGAUGUCCUUUCUGCAAAGCUGUCCUCCCACUAUCACUUUUGUGGCCAAUAUUGUGAGACAAGUGGUGAAGGGGCUCUCAGCCCCAGAGCAGCAGCUGAGUCCCCGCCAGGCCGUCCUGUUGUACCAGCAGCUUUCCAUCCUCAGGAGCUGCCUGCAGCACAGCUGGACGCUGGGUGAGCACAUCAGGACUGACCACAGAGAGGAGUUCAGGUACUUUAUUCACAUGCCAGCCUUGGAAAAGAGGCUCCCCGCAUGUUACCCUAUUACUCAGUCUACCACACAACUGUUCCGUGAAGUUCUGAAACUGGUUGAGCAGAAACAACAUGUUAAAUGUUAA
Otolemur garnettii (small-eared galago) is the source of this 1890-nucleotide messenger RNA. RefSeq names its product chromosome unknown C12orf56 homolog (gene CUNH12orf56). The record is from RefSeq and is a predicted model, not a curated record. Lineage: Eukaryota; Metazoa; Chordata; Mammalia; Primates; Galagidae. Bases 1 to 1890 code for a protein of 629 amino acids. The transcript is spliced from 13 exons.